AUGAGGAUGAAACUGAGCAUCUACAAUAUGCAGCUGCUGCUUCUGGUCUUUUUAGCGUGGGACUCAAGCAGGUUGGUGCUGGCAAACAUCCAAGAAGAUGAGGCUAAAAAUAAUAUUACCAUCUUUACAAGAAUUCUAGACAGACUUCUGGAUGGUUACGAUAAUCGGCUUAGACCAGGACUUGGAGACAGUAUCACCGAAGUCUUCACUAAUAUCUACGUGACCAGUUUCGGCCCUGUCUCGGAUACAGACAUGGAAUAUACAAUCGAUGUUUUUUUCCGACAAAAAUGGAAAGAUGAGCGUUUAAAAUUUAAAGGUCCUAUGAAUAUCCUUCGACUUAAUAAUUUAAUGGCUAGCAAAAUCUGGACGCCAGAUACCUUCUUUCAUAAUGGGAAAAAAUCUGUAGCUCAUAAUAUGACAAUGCCAAAUAAGCUACUUCGAAUUCAGGAUGAUGGAACGCUACUGUAUACAAUGAGGCUUACAGUGCAAGCCGAAUGUCCAAUGCACUUGGAGGAUUUUCCAAUGGAUGCUCAUUCAUGUCCUCUGAAAUUUGGCAGCUAUGCAUAUACAACCUCAGAGGUCACUUAUAUUUGGACAUAUAAUGCAUCUGAUUCAGUACAGGUUGCUCCUGAUGGCUCCAGGUUAAAUCAAUAUGAUCUUCUGGGUCAGUCGAUUGGAAAGGAGACAAUUAAAUCCAGUACAGGUGAAUAUACGGUAAUGACAGCUCAUUUCCACUUGAAAAGAAAAAUUGGGUAUUUUGUGAUUCAGACAUACCUGCCUUGCAUUAUGACUGUCAUUCUAUCGCAAGUAUCAUUCUGGCUUAACAGAGAAUCGGUGCCUGCAAGAACUGUGUUCGGAGUAACCACUGUUCUGACGAUGACAACUUUAAGCAUCAGUGCCAGGAAUUCUCUUCCCAAAGUGGCUUAUGCAACUGCCAUGGACUGGUUCAUUGCUGUCUGUUAUGCAUUUGUGUUCUCUGCCCUAAUUGAAUUUGCAACUGUUAAUUACUUCACCAAGAGAGGAUGGGCUUGGGAUGGGAAGAGUGUAGUAAAUGACAAGUCCCCUUCAAUAAAAGCUGAAGUCAUUACACUAACAUACAACUCAGUGAAGGCAAUUCUUCAAGGAGCUAAUCUAAUAUGGUCCAAGGACCUAGCUAUCUCAUGGCCCAGUUUAACCCAAGGAAAGACUUUAGCGUACUUAGAGAAGUGGAUGGACUGUUUAACCUUCCAACAAUAUUCUAAAAAAGAGAAAGCCUCUGUCAUGAUACAGAACAACGCUUACGCCGUGGCAGUUGCCAAUUACGCCCCGAAUCUUUCCAAAGACCCAGUUCUCUCCACCAUCUCCAAGAGCGCCACCACGCCAGAACCCAACAAGAAGCCGGAAAACAAGCCAGCGGAAGCCAAGAAAACCUUCAACAGUGUCAGCAAAAUUGACAGAAUGUCUAGAAUAGUUUUCCCGGUUUUGUUUGGUACAUUUAAUUUAGUUUAUUGGGCUACAUAUUUAAACAGAGAGCCUGUAUUAGGAGUCAGUCCUUGACUCUAGAUGUUAGUUGUGUUGGGAUGUACAGCUUCAUUAAAUUCGGUUUGUUUUACUGUAAACAGUUUGACUAAUAACUGCUAAUUUAUGAAACCAACAUGUAUAGUCUGUAUAUACUGGUAGAGCUUACCUGUAGACCUUUAAUGGAGAUACGCAUUUGUUAACUCAUGGAACCAUGAGCGGAAAGCACCCCCAUACCAAAAGAGCCAUUGCCUUUCAAAGAGACUUGACCUUAAGAUGAACUUAAUUUCUUACUCUAAUAUUGUUUAAAAAAAAUGCAGUUUCUGUGUCAUCCUUUAAGGACACUUUUGAUUUAGGUCUUAAAUAGAAGUGUCUUCUUGUGUGACUGAAUUAUGGUGGGACAUAGCAUCAUUCAGUGAUGAGUUGUCCUAAAUAGCAGUCUCUCUUCACAACAUGAAUUCCCAUGAUGAGUGCUUCAAAUCCCUGCUAGUAAAAUUGAAUGCUUGGCCCAUAUAUCAAGAAAAGCUAGAGUUCUUAAAGCAGCUUUUAACUAUUGUGUAUAGUGUCUAUAGCCAUGUACAUAUUACAGCAUGACAAGUUCCAGUACUUACAUGAGUCUCCCUGACCAGAUGUUAAUUAUGCCUAUGAUACAGUGACUUUUGGAAUGUCAUGAUCAUUACAUUUUUAGCUUCAGAUUUUAUUUGAAAGUAUUAAUUGAAAUCUUAUUUCACUCAUUGGAAACUACCUGAAAUUUAAAAAUAUACAUAUAAUAAAUGUGUCUUACUCCUUCCAAGUAUGUGUUGUAUUGAAAUUGAUCAGCUAAAUUUUCUUGGUGCUGGAGACCGGACAGGUGUGCCUGCUGUGGAGCAACGUUCGUAAUGGAUUAGAAAACUGUGCCAAAAACUCCCAUUGAUGAGAAUCCAUAGGUGUCCCCAGCUUCAGAUGAGCACUUCUAUGAUUCUCCUCUUUCCUGUUUACUGCAAGUUCUGCCUUAAGGCUUCUUUUCAUCAGGACUCAGGAGCCACUCAUUAUAAAGGAAAGGGCAGUGCAUUGGCACACUUUUCUGUCUUGAAAGUAGCUCUUUCAGAUAAGAAUUCAUGUAAAUCUGCCUUUGUAAAUUGCAACUUUAAAUUUCGCUGACUCAAAUUUACAACAGCUUUGUAUACUAGAAGUGGUUUUGGUAAGAGUUCUCAACAUUUUUAAACUGCAACUUUAAUGCGUCACUGACAGAUUGUGGAUUAUCUCACACGCACAAACGUGAACACACAUAGAGAUUAGAAAUCACAAUUCUCAAUUUUAUAUACUACAAAUGAUCAAUUAAUAAAUUCAUUUUCUUUUAAUAUCUAAAAAUACUCUUUAUGCCCCCAGAGUAUGGUAAUAAACAUUAACAAUUGUGUAUUAUGCUAGAUUCAAAGUUUUUGGCAAACCUAAAACACUUUUGAUUGACAUGUGCAUUAGCAGUUAUUAGUUGACUUUUACUAAUAGAUGCACCUUUCUGGUGAUGUUUUUGUAGAAACACAAGUAGUCAAAUAGUGGCAUUUUCUGCAGUUUUGUAAAGUAUUUGAGUGUAGUGCAUAAAUAGGUUUGUUCAUAAAAUCAAUAAAAAAUAUGGAA
Messenger RNA from Ochotona curzoniae (black-lipped pika), 3111 nucleotides. RefSeq names its product gamma-aminobutyric acid type A receptor subunit alpha2 (gene GABRA2). Bases 1 to 1536 code for a protein of 511 amino acids. Gene Ontology annotation, cellular component: dendrite membrane; postsynapse; GABA-A receptor complex. The transcript has 10 exons. Gene Ontology annotation, biological process: synaptic transmission, GABAergic; nervous system process; regulation of postsynaptic membrane potential. NCBI's taxonomy places the organism in Eukaryota, Metazoa, Chordata, Mammalia, Lagomorpha, Ochotonidae. Gene Ontology annotation, molecular function: GABA-gated chloride ion channel activity; GABA-A receptor activity; inhibitory extracellular ligand-gated monoatomic ion channel activity. The record is from RefSeq and is a predicted model, not a curated record.